CACUCUCACUAUGGUGGAUACCCGGCCCUCAGUGAACAGUGUUUGCCCCAAAGUGGGUAUUGCCACAAGGCCUGGGGGCAGAGAAACCCUUGGGUGAUGGAGUGACCGUGGGACCAAGCUCUCUCUCUUCCGCAGGCGAGCUGACACUGGCGGACAUUGCGCAGAUGCCGCACCGCACGGAGACGGCGGCGGUCGGGAUCGGCAGCGGCUUCGAGCGGCGGCUGCUGGAGGGGCGCGCCGCCGACAUGUCGGUCCGGUGGCAGGCGCCGGCGGCGAGCCACGGCGUGGGCACGAGCGGGGUCGAGCGUCUGCGAGACGUCUGCCUGUCUGGGCUCCUGAGGCUGAGCGUCCCGGCGCGGGCCCGACGGGAGACGGGGGACUCGCAGCCGCUCCGGCGCUUCCUGCUGCAGGAGUGGCGUUGCCUCCAGAUGCGACUCUGUCGCAGCGUGUGCGCGCUGAGUCGCGCCCUGGAAGAGCUGGAGGGAGCGCGCGUCUGUAGCGCGGGCACCCGGCAGCUGUAUGAGGCGCUGGAGGAGGGUCGCGUUCCCUGCACCUGGUGGCCAGGAGCGCGCACCCGUGCCCCGCUCCCGCUCCCGCUCCCGCUCUGGCUGCGGUACGUGGAGUCCACGGUCCGCCUGCUCGACGAGUACCUGCACGGCCCCGUGCCCGCCGCCUACAACCUGUCUGCCUUCUGCCGGCCGCGGGCCUUCCUCUUCUCAAUCCUGCAGCAGCGCGCCCGCGAGGAACAGCGCGCCCUCGACACCUAUUGUGUCCGCGCACAGGUGCUGAGCAUCUUCCUCCCUCCCACCAGUCCUCCAGGGAAUGGCGUCUACAUAACUGGGCUCCAGUUGCACGGAGCCCUGUGGGAUAACAGGUUGGGUCUACUGCAAGACACGUUCUCUGACAAACCGUGCAGCAUGCCAAUGGUGUUGUUCACAGCUGAAAUAGCAACAGAGACAUCAGGCAGCCCUUCACCUCACCCACAGUAUGAGUGCCCUGUUUACCUGGGAGUAGAAAGCGAGGCAGUGGACCUGACAGACAACAACCUCAUCACUUACCUCUGCCUUGGAUCGAAGAUGGACCCCCUGGUGUGUGCCCAGAGGCGGGUUCACAUUGUCAGCCUUCUCUGAAGACCAGUUGCUCGGUGCCAACAGCUCAUCAAAAUAAAACUUUGAAUAAGUAAUAAAGAUAUAUUUAUACAGAAGUUAUUUGACUGGUGUGGACAUGUUAGGUAAUGUGACAAUUAAAGAAUGGUAUCACCCACCCCGAAUCAUCAGUUCAUUGCUUACAUCAUAAAGAUUCAACACAUUCAGAGAGCCAACCUUCCCCUGAAUAAAAAGAGUCCAUGCUGUCUACAGGAUUCCCAUUCUCCUGCAUUAGUGACAGGCUUUGGCUCAAAGGUAGCUUCAGCUAGGAAGAGGCGUCAGCUCUGUGUAAAGCGUCUGUUAAGGUUUCCUUUUUGCUUUUUUUCUUCUCUUACUGUAGCAUGUAAAUAGCUGUGGUGUGUUCUUGGUGCCAGAUGUUGGAGAAUUGGGAGACCCAAAGUCACUGGGGAACUACAUCUGCGUGAAGUGCAUCUGGCUGCAGCUCCUUGAAGGGAUCUGGAGCAGCAACUGGAUGACUGGCCUGUACGGGAGAGUGAGGAGACCAUCGAUCCAAUUACAGGGAAGUAGUCACCCUGAAGUUGCAGGAGGCGAGUACCUGCAUGACUGUCAGGAGAAAUGGAAGUGUGAAUAGGCAGUUAGAGCAGAGCACCCCGUGGCCAUUCCCCUUGAAAACAAGUAUACCGUUUUGGAUACUUUGUUGGGGAUGACUACCCAGGAGAAUGCCAUGGCAACCAGUUUACAGGCACAGAGCUUGGGACUGUGGUGCAGAAGGGAAAGAGAGAGAU
This is a messenger RNA of Hypanus sabinus (Atlantic stingray), 1891 nucleotides long. Its product is annotated as dynein heavy chain domain-containing protein 1. Gene Ontology annotation, biological process: microtubule-based movement. NCBI's taxonomy places the organism in Eukaryota, Metazoa, Chordata, Chondrichthyes, Myliobatiformes, Dasyatidae. The record is from RefSeq and is a predicted model, not a curated record. The coding region runs from base 165 to 1130 and encodes 321 amino acids. Gene Ontology annotation, cellular component: dynein complex. Gene Ontology annotation, molecular function: dynein light intermediate chain binding; dynein intermediate chain binding; minus-end-directed microtubule motor activity. The transcript has 2 exons.